UACCGCCUUGUGCAAUGGCAAUGACUGAAGAUAGUGACAACGCCAGCCAACAGGUGGACGCGCUGAAACCGAAGAUGAGAUGUUCCUGCAGGAAUGUGGCUGAAGUGUGCUUAGGUAAUCAGGAUAUUACUACCAUGUCCAUGUUAUUAUGUACUAAACUGAUGCAGAUGAGCACCAAGCGGCCUAUCUAGUAGCGG
Bipolaris maydis ATCC 48331 is the source of this 197-nucleotide messenger RNA. NCBI's taxonomy places the organism in Eukaryota, Fungi, Ascomycota, Dothideomycetes, Pleosporales, Pleosporaceae. The record is from RefSeq and is a predicted model, not a curated record.